AUGCCACCACCAUCAGACAUCGUCAAAGUGGCUAUCGAAUGGCCAGGUGCUAAUGCGCAGCUCCUCGAAAUUGACCAGAAACGGCCCCUGGCGUCCAUCAUCAAGGAAGUUUGUGAUGGGUGGUCGUUGCCAAACCCGGAGUAUUACACCCUCCGUUAUGCGGACGGCCCCCAGCUCUACAUCACCGAGCAGACUCGCAGCGACAUUAAGAACGGGACGAUCUUACAGCUGGCUAUCUCCCCGUCCCGGGCCGCACGCCAGCUGAUGGAGAGGACCCAGUCCUCCAGCAUGGAGACCCGGCUGGACGCCAUGAAGGAGCUGGCCAAGCUCUCUGCCGACGUGACCUUCGCCACCGAGUUCAUCAACAUGGACGGCAUCGUUGUACUGACGCGGCUCGUGGAAAGCGGAACCAAGCUCUUGUCCCACUACAGUGAGAUGCUGGCAUUCACCCUGACUGCCUUCUUAGAGCUCAUGGACCAUGGCAUUGUCUCCUGGGACAUGGUUUCCAUCACCUUUAUUAAGCAGAUCGCGGGGUACGUGAGCCAGCCCAUGGUGGACGUGUCCAUCCUGCAGAGGUCCCUGGCCAUCCUGGAGAGCAUGGUCUUGAACAGCCAGAGCCUGUACCAGAAGGUCGCGGAGGAGAUCACCGUGGGGCAGCUCAUCUCGCACCUGCAGGUCUCCAACCAGGAGAUUCAGACCUACGCCAUUGCACUGAUUAACGCACUUUUUCUGAAGGCCCCUGAGGACAAGCGACAGGACAAGCACCUUAAUCCUCUAGACCUGCCUGUCACUGACAUGGCCAACGCAUUUGCACAGAAGCACCUUCGGUCCAUAAUCCUCAAUCAUGUGAUCCGAGGGAACCGCCCAAUCAAAACCGAGAUGGCCCAUCAGCUGUAUGUCCUGCAAGUCCUGACCUUUAACCUUCUGGAAGAGAGGAUGAUGACCAAGAUGGACCCCAAUGACCAGGCUCAAAGAGACAUUAUAUUUGAACUGAGGAGGAUUGCAUUUGAUGCAGAGUCUGACCCCAGCAAUGCCCCCGGGAGUGGGACUGAGAAACGCAAAGCCAUGUACACCAAGGACUACAAAAUGCUGGGGUUCACCAACCACAUCAACCCCGCGAUGGACUUCACCCAGACUCCGCCCGGGAUGCUGGCCUUGGACAACAUGCUGUACUUGGCGAAAUUCCACCAGGACACCUACAUCCGGAUCGUCCUGGAGAACAGUAGCCGAGAAGACAAGCACGAGUGCCCCUUUGGCCGCAGUGCGAUCGAGCUCACCAAGAUGCUGUGUGAGAUCCUGCAGGUCGGGGAACUGCCAAACGAGGGACGCAACGACUACCACCCGAUGUUCUUCACCCACGACCGCGCGUUCGAGGAGCUCUUUGGCAUCUGCAUCCAGCUGCUGAACAAGACCUGGAAGGAGAUGAGGGCGACAGCCGAGGACUUCAACAAGGUCAUGCAGGUGGUCCGAGAGCAGAUCACUCGAGCUUUGCCCUCCAAACCCAACUCUCUGGACCAGUUCAAGAGCAAACUGCGGAGCCUGAGCUAUUCCGAGAUCCUGCGGCUGCGCCAGUCGGAGAGGAUGAGUCAGGAUGACUUCCAGUCUCCGCCGAUUGUGGAGCUGAGGGAGAAGAUCCAGCCCGAGAUCCUGGAGCUGAUCAAGCAGCAGCGGCUGAACCGGCUCUGUGAGGGGAGCAGCUUCCGGAAGAUUGGGAACCGCCGGAGGCAAGAGCGCUUCUGGUACUGCCGCCUGGCCCUGAACCACAAAGUCCUGCACUACGGGGACUUGGAUGACAGCCCUCAAGGGGAGGUGACGUUUGAGUCCCUGCAGGAGAAGAUUCCUGUUGCAGACAUUAAGGCCAUUGUCACUGGGAAGGAUUGUCCCCACAUGAAAGAGAAAAGUGCUCUAAAACAGAACAAGGAGGUGCUGGAAUUGGCUUUCUCCAUUCUGUACGACCCUGAUGAGACCUUAAACUUCAUUGCACCUAAUAAGUACGAGUACUGCAUCUGGAUCGAUGGCCUCAGUGCCCUCCUGGGGAAGGACAUGUCCAGCGAGCUGACCAAGAGUGACCUGGACACCUUGCUGAGCAUGGAGAUGAAGCUGCGGCUGCUGGACCUGGAGAACAUCCAGAUCCCCGAGGCCCCGCCGCCGGUGCCCAAGGAGCCCAGCAGCUACGACUUCGUCUACCACUACGGCUGA
Rangifer tarandus platyrhynchus (Svalbard reindeer) is the source of this 2199-nucleotide messenger RNA. The record is from the annotation of a GenBank genome assembly. NCBI's taxonomy places the organism in Eukaryota, Metazoa, Chordata, Mammalia, Artiodactyla, Cervidae.